Styela clava is the source of this 5502-nucleotide messenger RNA. Its product is annotated as complement C3-like. The record is from RefSeq and is a predicted model, not a curated record. Gene Ontology annotation, cellular component: extracellular region. Gene Ontology annotation, molecular function: endopeptidase inhibitor activity. NCBI's taxonomy places the organism in Eukaryota, Metazoa, Chordata, Ascidiacea, Stolidobranchia, Styelidae.
CAGUAUAACCAAUUCUUGUUAUAAUUGUUAUAUAAGAUUAAACUAUUUGAUGCUGAUAGCUUGAUGAUAGCAUGAUGAAACUUACCGUACUUAUGUGCAUUUGUGCGGUAACUUUGUUCCACAAAGGAGAUGCCGCAUGCAAACAUUUCAUGGUCACACCAAAAGGGCUACGAAUAAAUUCUCCAGAAAAUUUUUUCAUCAGUUUCCACGGAUGCUCUGAAGUCGUAACCGUGUCAACAACAUUACUGAGUUAUCCUGGUCGAGCAGGCAGGCACGACCAAUCGACCAUUCGUGAUCAUGUACACGGGAAUAAACCAGUUCGACUUACAGUCCAGGCGAAGAGUGCUUCUCUGGAAAGAAGUAAUGAACGUUUGCAAUAUAAAGCCUUUCUCAUCGUCAAAUAUUGUUUCCCUCCAAACUGCAAUCUGAAUCAGAUGACAGACGUUGAGGAAAUGACAAUCAUGCUCAACAACACACAUGGCUAUGUCUUCAUGACCACAGACAGACCCGCGUACAGGCCGAAAGAUACCGUCCACUUGGCUCUUGCUAUAACAGACCAGCGUCUCAGAAAGACCGAUGAACGUAGAUCGGUUAAGCUUUUAAUCAAAACACCCGAAGAGCAUAAUAGGGUAACGGCGAUAGAGAUGAACAAUUUGAUUGCUGACCAGGAUGGUUUUAUAGAAAAAUCAUAUGCAAUUUCAUCAGAACCUAUUCUUGGUGUUUGGUGGGCAGAAGCACACAUAGACGGGGUGAAAAUGGCAGAAAAAUCAUACGUCAUUGACAGAUAUGAAACUCCAACAUUUGAUGUGAAGAUACACAUGAAGAACCAUUUCAUUCUACCGAGUCAACAACAUAUAGAAGGUUUCAUAACUGCGCAAUACAGUUAUGGCGAAAAUGUUGAUGGCCAGUAUUACAUGUCCUUCAGACUUGCCAGAGAUGGACAAGAAGAAGAAGAAUUUUACAAGAUUCCGCGAAGUUUCAGCAAACAGGCAGCCAUAGGUAACGGAGAAAAAUCUUUCAGAAUCCCAAUUGAUGAAUUGACGAAAAUAUUAAGAGAAGGAGAAACGUUACGACAAUUUGCAGAAAAUCCAGGCACGGCUAAAGUUAUCGUCAUGGCAUCAGUUACAGGUGACCAUGAGGCUGUAUUUGAAAGUGACGUAGUUGAUGACAUCAUAUUUACCAAUUCGCCAUUCGUUAUCGAUUACUCACAAUGUGCAAAGUACUAUCUACCACAUUCAGUUUACGAAGUCAAGGUUACAAUUCGAGACGUUGUAUCAAAUUCACCGCUACCGGAUAUUCCUGUAAUAGUUGAAUGGGGCAAGGGGCGAGAUAGAGAUUUCAGAAGUAACAAACAUGGCGAAAUAUACCACGAAAUGAAUCUUGAAGGAGACCCUGCAGUCAUUGAGAUAAAAACGGACAGUGAAGAUUUUCCUUUAGUAAACCAAGAACUGAGUCGAAUUGAAGUUUCUAGAAAUAUCGCUAAUCUUCAUUUGGCAAUGCGGAUUCAAAAAAGAAUUGUCGAAGUGGGAGAAUCCCAACACGUCACUUUUAUAUUAGGAAAUGUAUCACCACAGACUAUAAUAUAUUAUGUUAUAGCUCGAGGUCAAUUUGUGUAUUCGAAUUUUGUGGAACUCAAACCGGGUCAAAUAGGAGACGUUCCAGCAGACUUUGACGUCACUGAUGAAAUGGUUCCAAAUGCUCGCGUGGUUGCUUAUUACAUUCUGGGAGAAACAUUGGCUUCAAACUCCAUUUGGUUUGAUGUAAUCAAUGUUUGCAAAGAAGAAUUGAAAAUUUCAACUCCAAAAUCAACUGUAGCUCCAGGAGAAGGUGUUUCUAUGGUCGUAGAAGGGGAACCCAAUGUAGCAUUUUUCUUCUCCGCUAUUGAUAGAGCGUCCUAUUUUGUACAUAAUGGAACAAGAGUUACUCGAGAUCUUUUGUGGUCAAAGAUGGAAGAAUAUGACACGGCAUGUUCGCGAAAAGGCGGAAGAGACGCCCAUAAUGUUUUCGAGGAAGCUGGGUUGAUUAUUAAUACUCAAGUAGAAGCACUGAGACAGUACAGCAAUAUUCAUUGCGUGCACUCCAGGAAAAAACGAAAUGCUCAUCCGGCGCCGCUCGUACUUGACGAUUUGACCGCAGCAGAAAAGAUGUGUUCAAGUCAUGGUGCACGAGAGGCCGCAACGGGACGUUCGUGCUUACAAAGAACAUACAAGGUUGAAGAAAAUUUACGUUGGCAACAGAAAUCAGCAGAAUAUAUUGACGCAUGCAUGGACAGCUUUAUGACAGGUUGCGAAGAGUCUCCCCAACAUGGGAAAAAAAAACGCUCAGAGCUUGCCAGAAAGGCAGCAAGUGCAGCUAAUCGGGCAAAUGAAGUACGAACACGAGUAAGAAAACAAUUUAAUGAAAAUAUGUUUUUUGGAAAAGAAACUCUAAGUGGCAAUCGAUUAUAUGAAAUAAGAGCAAAAGCGCAAGACAGUAUCACUAUUUUUGAACUAGACGCAUUUGGAAUGAACGCUCAAACACCUAUGUGUGUUGCCCAUACAAAGUACCUGAAGGUGUUUCAGGAUUUCUUCAUCCAACUAUACUUGCCGUAUUCAGUACGACUGAGGGAACAAGCGGAAAUUCGAUUUUCCGUCUUUAACUACAGAGACCAGCCGGCACAGGUUCCAAUCUUCAUUCGUCACUCCAAGGAACUCUGCUCAAAAUUUGCUCAAGAUGACUUUCAAUUUUUAAAAAUGCUGGAAAUUGAGCCAAAUUCCGCACGUUCAUCCUCGUUCACUGUAAUGCCGCUAAGUAUUCCAGAUAACAAAAAAGCGACUAUUGAACUACAAGCCGGGGAUGAAGACGCAAUUCUUAAAAAACUUUUGAUUGAGGAACCGGGACAGCGUAACGAAAGUUCAAAAACAAUUGUACUUGAUCCAGAGGAGAAUGUAAAAGAACUUUUCUUUGACGUUUCUGAACAAGCUGUGAUGCCUGAUACGCUUAAGUGUACACUGUACGCACAUGCUCACCCCAUGGGACCAAGCAUCGAAAUUGAAGGGUUUGAGGAUUCUUUGGAUAAUCUUGACGGUUUUAUUCAGCCACCUGCAGGAUGUGGAGAGCAAAAUAUGAUUCGCAUAGGCCCAAUUGUUUUUAUUCAUAAAUAUAGAGUAGCCGUCAAUGGAGGUGAAAUUUCACAAAAACUAGAACAACAAACAAAGAACCAUAUAUCAUCAGCCUACAGAAUACAGUUGAAAUGGAGAUCUGAUAAGGCUAAGGUUGCCUUUGCCGUAUGGAACUACCGCCCACCAAGCACCUGGUUGAAUGCUUACGUCGACCGAGUAUUUGCUGCUGCAAAACAAUUCGACCAAGCAAUGGAAGUCAAACCAUUUUGCGAUUCGCUUGAUUGGCUUUUAACAAAGCAAAAUGAAGAUGGAACUUUCGUAGAAAACUACAAAGUUUAUCACCAAGAAAUGAUCGGACAGAUUAAAGCUGGUGAACAAGAUUAUGAAAUUGCGUUGACUGCAUAUGUCAAUAUCGCCAUUAGAGAAUCUAUGUAUAUGUGCCCAGAUCGACAAAUUGAUUACAAACGUGCAAUCGAUAAAUCGAAUGACUAUUUGAUAGAUAAGGAUUCUCCUACACCAUACACCCUAGCAAUGGGCGCGUACGCUCUUGCUCUGGCAGAUCCGCCAGAGCCCCGGGCAAGAGAUUGGAACCGACGAUUACGCGACGUCAGUGAAAAUGAUGGUGAAUAUAUAUUCUGGAGUGGUACAAGAGGUAGAGCUUCAACCAUUGAGACGACAGCGUACGCUUUGAUGGCGCUACUGGCUCUCGAUGGAAUCAAUGAAGAUAACGACCAAAUUACGAGGAAUGCAGCACAUUGGUUAAUUUCGCAACAAAAUAGUAAAGGUGGAUUUAAAUCUACUCAGGAUACCGUUUGUGGAUUACAAGCACUUUCGAUGUAUAUGGAAAUUUUGGAAACAUCGCAAGUUAAUCCACCCCCUCCAACCAACCUGCGUGCCACGAUAACUGGAAAAUCAGGAGAUAGUCCAUGGCAUCUUGAACCUGAAGUUGUGCAUCUGACUCCGGAAGAUUCAAUGAAGCGAAGAACAAUUGAGGUCGACCAAGGUUCUAUUGCUGGUGGAGUAACAGUUGCAGUGGCUGGUGUUGGUGUUGGGAGUCUCUCUUAUCGAUGUACUUGGCGCCAAUAUACCGACGAUGGAAAUUGCCAAUUUAAUAUUAACGUCAGUUUCGAAAAUGAUGACGACGGCCAACCGGACAUUAGUAUUUUGAAGGUUUCCGUCGCAAUGAACUCUAACCGUACUACGCAGAUGAGUGUAAUUGAUGUUGGCCUGCUAAGUGGGUUCGAGCCGAUUAUUGAAUCCAUCAAGAGACUUUGCAUCGAAGAGGCUGUCGAUGCUGAAGCUGACCGAUUCGAAAUUACUGAAAACACUGUAAAAUUUUACCUCACUAAAAUCGAUCAAAAAGGGGUCAAUCUUGCAUUUAAAAUCAAGCAAGUGACGCAAAUAAGUGAUCGUCAACCGGCGUCAGUUUCAGUUUACGACUACUACGAACCGGACAUCCGUUGCACAAAAUUUUAUGAAGAACGCGGAGAACACACUAUUCGCUCAAUUUGCAGAGAAGGAGAAGCCGACCAAGGAGAAGACGCACAAAUGUGUAGAUGUGCUGAAGGAGAUUGUCCGGUUUGUCGAACUCGGGAAGAUCAACUGACAAGAACAAUCUGCUCUGAUUUCGAGCAACUUGCUAUGCUGUGCUUAAUCAAGGAAAAGGAUCAACUGCGGCCGCAAUUGCUAUGUCAAGGAAAUAGGGACGAUUGCACCAACAUUCACGUUGAAAGCUGUAAAAGUGAGUAUGUAUAUGUCGUACAUGUGGUUGAAGUCGGAAACGAUCAAACUCCAGGUUUCAAAUACUUCAAGGCAAGAGUUGAUGAAGUCAUGAGAGCCACGGCUAACCACAAAAAUGCCCUCGGCGCUGUAGUCAAAUUUUUGAUGAGAGAAGACUGCUUCAAAAAAUGUCAUGACGAGCGUUAUGACGAAAUUGCCCAAGACAAGUCGAUAAAAACGGGCGAGCAUGUUGAGCCAAAAGAUUUCAUUAGCAUUGGUCGAGACCUGAUGAUUCGUGGAGGACAUCCAAGAAGGGUUAAAAGUGAAACUGGACCAGAGCCAUUGUACGUUUAUGAUCUCACCCAACAGGGUCAUGGUAUCGAAGCGGUUUUGCCAUCAUCUAAAUGCCAUUGUCCGAAGAACUCCAAAUGUCAGAAAAAAUUGGAUGCGGAUGCGAAGAAAAAGGCAAUUUGUCAGUUGAAGAGCACCCUUCGAGCAUCUAUCAAUCAAGGCUGCGAUGUUGCUCGUAACACUUAAACCUAAACCCACAGUUGGAUUUGAUCAAUCAAGACAGAAGAACUUUAUUCAGUUUAUUUUUUGCUUUGCGUGAAAAUAUUCAUUUGUAUAUACAUCACAUAACUUGAAAAUUGAUCACUAAUAGAAAUGCUUUGCUUCGCAUAAA